UACUUAUUUGCAUAUCCUUAGAACAAGAUUACCAUUGAAAGUCACAGCUUGUAAUUCGCGAUAUCCACAAAAAUUAUGUUUGUAAACACGUUAAUUUGGGUGUAUUCGAAUUUGUGUAAUUAUUUGCUUAACGGUUAUCAUCUCGAGGUGCAACAGAAAGAGAUGAGGAUUAACGAUGUACGAAAAGUUGACCUACAAAGUAACUUUGAAGUAGUUUAUCAGUGGACGCAUCUGAACUACACAUGGCAGUCUGAAGAGCAUUACAAAUGGGCUCUAGACACAAAAAGAUACAUUCCUGCUAAUAACGCCCCUACGGGAUUAAAAUUCUACCAACAGCGGUUGUUUCUGAGCAUACCAAGAUAUAGGCCUGGGGUUCCUGCUACUCUAGUUUCAUUAGAUACUCACGAUGAAACUUCUCAUGAAAACCCGUUACUAUCACCAUUUCCCAACUGGGACUCCAAUGAUGAUAUUGGUAGUUGUUCAAACCUCCAGAGCGUGCAAAGUAUGGAGGUGGACACCAGAGGAAUAAUGUGGGUUAUCGAUGGAGUCAGAAUUAAUAAUUACACCAGGUGUCCAGCAAAACUGAUAUUCUUAGACUUGAAUAAUGAAGGGAGAGAACUGAAAACGUAUAUAUUUCCGGAAAAAAUUGCCUCGCAAUACGGACGAUUCUUGAACGACAUAGUAGUAGAUGAGACCGAUGGUGAUUUUGCUUAUAUCACCGAUAACUCUCUAAUGGAUCCCGGAAUUAUAGUUUACUCAAGAAGGCAAAAUGUAUCUUGGAAAUUGCGAGAUGCCUCAAUGCGGCCGAAUCCAAAAGCAAUUCCAUUCACUGUGGACGAUGUCCUUUUUGACGCGUCCGUUCCUGUGGAUGGUAUUGCGCUAACCCCUUAUAGCCACAACGGUAAAAAACGUUUAUACUACUGUGCCAUGUCAUCUUUCACAAUUUAUUCUAUAAGCACAAGUGUUCUAAAAAAUAAGCCAUUAGUGACAUCAGGCAAAUGGAGAAGGCGGAUUAGAUCAGAAGGUGAAAAGAACAGUCAAAGCGAUGGCAUUAUGAUCGAUGAACUGUCCACCAUGUAUCUCACAAUGCUCCCCUUUUCUGGGAUCGCGUCAUGGAAAACGGACCUACCCACCUCAACAAUGCAAUUAGUCUAUACGAACAGAGAAACCAUGGUAUGGCCAGACGGUUUUGCAUUCGACCAACAGGGGUUCUUGUAUGUCAUUUGCAACAAAGUUUUCAAUUACAUAGACUUGAAACGAACUCCCGUAAUUUCCGGAGAUACCCCUUUUAGGGUGUUAAAAACAUUUACUGGUACCAGAAGUUAUUUGUAUAGAUAAAGUAUUGAUGUGUGAACAGCUUUUUCAAUAUUAAAGCCGCUGCAUGAGAUUAAA
This is a messenger RNA of Dendroctonus ponderosae (mountain pine beetle), 1392 nucleotides long. RefSeq names its product protein yellow. Lineage: Eukaryota; Metazoa; Arthropoda; Insecta; Coleoptera; Curculionidae. The transcript is spliced from 6 exons. Gene Ontology annotation, cellular component: extracellular region. The record is from RefSeq and is a predicted model, not a curated record. Bases 76 to 1338 code for a protein of 420 amino acids.